AUCCCUCCUGGCAGCUCCAGUCCUCUGCCCCUCCUCUCCCUCCCCUGCUUGUUUCUAAUGGAUCCAUAUAUUCUCAAGUCAGGCUGUUGCUCCUGAUUACCAGAGCCUGUCAAUGCGUUUCGUCUUGUGAAUUUUCUGCUUGGAUGUACGUCCUUGUCUUGCCAGCUGUUUUCAUCGUGUCAGCAUGUGUGUUCCUGUCUAUUCCCCUCCAUGUCUCCCCGUCUCCUUGAUGUGUACUAAUGUCCUUCACGUUGCCUCACCCUCAUAACGCCUUCCAUCACUUUUUUUUUUUUAUUUCAGCUUCUCUGAGGUCCUUUUGCUUCAGCUUUGCUCCUUACUCAGGAAACUGGAAUGUACCAGAACCACACCAAAGACACAAACAACAACUGCAGCAAAAGCCUUCUCUGUGAGAACAAGGCCAAGCUUGUUCAGUCUAUUAAAAGAAUCAAACAUGAGGUAGACGAAUGCAGAGGAGCAGAGAGAGACACGUAUAUAGACUCGGUGGAAGUAGAGAACAGGUUUGAUGAACUAGAACGAGAAGUCAGAGCCGAGUUUCAGAACCUCCAUCGCUUCCUGGAGGAGGAGGAGUACCAGGACCUGGAAAGACUGAAGAGGGAGAGACAGAAACUUCUGAAGCAGCUGAAGGAGAGAGAGAAGAAGAUAGACGCACAAGGACGGGACCUGGAGAGAGCAAUAACGGUGCUGAACAGCAAGUUGGCCGAGGAGGACAGUCCUAAACUGUUCAAAGAAAUGCAAGAUCUUGUAAAAAGGUCUCAGGUCCACUUCAUUCGUCCUGCAGAGGUGGACACAGAGGUCCCCUCAGGCUGGUUUGUGGGUCCCAUCCAGUACAGGAUAUGGAAACACAUGAAAAGCUGCCUCUACCCAAAUAUUACAUCGGUGAGGUUUGACCCGGACACUGCCCACCCUAAUCUAUGCCUGUCUGAGUCCUGCACCUCCGUUUGGUUCGACGAAGAGAAAGACACUUCUGAGGUCCAGCCCAACCCUCGUCGCUUCCACUAUUACUACUGUCUGCUGGGCCAGCAGGGCUUCAGCACCGGCCGACACUACUGGGAGGUGGAGGUGGGCUACAAGACGGCGUGGAGGGUGGGCGUGGCGCGGGAGGAUGUCCCCAGAGGAGAGGUGACGGCGACGGGAACCUCAAUCGGCCUCUGGACUUUGGCCUUCAAGGGCGGGUCUGUCCAGGCCUGCACGGAUCCGAAACCCACCAAGAUCACCGUGUCCGUCCAGCUGGUCCGCAUCGGCGUGUUCCUGGACUGCGAGGGCGAGGAGGUGACUUUCUACAACGCUGUUACCAUGGCGCCCAUUUACACCUUCUCCAUGGGAACCGUCAUGGUUCCCCUGUUCCCCUUCUUCAACCCGUGUGACACAGACGACGGAAAGAACACGGCGCCAAUCACAAUCUUUAACCCCUCACUUUAGGACCUCAGCAGCUGGAUUGAUGGACAAACUGGAUCCUGGAGGAAUCAUUAAAAUGUAAUUUAUUUCUCAGUUUGCUUGAUGCCAAACAGGUUCUGAUUUAUUGUCUCGUUUUCAUUGCUGGCAGCCUAAAUUUAUUUAAAGGGGCAGUACUAUGAAUUCUCCAGCCACGUAGUGUCAUUUUACAAAUGUACCUUCAGUUGUUAUCAAAAUGCUGUAUAGAUCAAAUAUGACCUAAAAGAAAUUUGACUUUAAAAUUUAACGCCUUGAAAUUGGGUCUCUGUCUCUUUAAGAAACUCUGACACUCUGACUUCAGGAAAUCACGUUUUUACCAGUUUUUACACUGAUAAGUAGCUCAUGUGAUGAGCUCAUUAGACUUCUAUCAGGUGCUUGCUAAUUGCUGCUGGCUAGUCUGGAGGAGCUUCAUCUCAAAGGCGGAGCUAGGUCCACCCAGGCGCUUUGCUCAGCUGAAUAUUUACCACAGGAGAUUAAAUGAUUUCUCAAACAGGCAUGAAAGAAUCAAAGCAACACUCCAGAUGUGUUUUUAAUGAGGGAAUAAAAUUAAAGCAUGACAUGAAGGUCAAAUAAGUCAAUUUUACACAACACUGCCCCUUUAAAACAGGAACAAAAAGAAAUGUAAGCUAUUACUAAUAAUUAUUGUAAACAGAAAAAUUUAACUUCCAGACUGAUUGUUUUCUAUAAUGCAGAAUGAGCAGCCAAGACACCCAAUGUAUGCAUUUAUUAAAAUGAUUUUAAGACUGGUCUUUAAUUAACAUGUGAAGUGGACUCUUUAGAAAAUAGAAGCAAACAGCAGCAGGUGCAAAGAGCUUCAUGACGCAACCUUUGGCCUGCAUAUAAAUAUCUCCACUAUGUUGCUGUAACUCCUCCCUGCAAGGUUAUGGGAGCUCAGAAAAUGGCGCAGGGAAUGAGAGAGGUGAAGGAAUGGCGCUUGAUAUCCAAAAUGUAAUUAUAGUUGACACUAAAUGAUUUAUUAAACUGAGAAUAGAAAGGCGAAGCUCCGGGACCAAGAGCCCCCUGCUGCUGCGUGACAGAUGAAGACAAGAAGACAGAAGAUGGCAUAACCUUUUUGUUUAUUCUUAGUAUUCAUUUAGGCAUGAAAUAAAGAACAAAAAAAUGGUGACCAUUUGUCGAUACAAAACAUCCGUGUGAAGAAUUGUGCAAAAUGGAAGAACAGAGAGGCCACACCACAAACAGUCCAUCACAGCAGCAGUGAUCAGAGAGGACAGACACGACUGGCUUAGUGUAAGGAGAAGCUGUGGUGGCAACACAGGCGGUUUCUCCUUUUGGGUUUUCAGAAUGUUUCUGGAACCGGUACGAUGUGAUAACUCUGAUCUAGUGAGACGAAGCCUUCGUUGGGUGCAAGAAAAGUAAAAAACAAAGGCUGGUCACGUCUUAGCACAACAGCCCUGUAAUUUAGAGACACCCCUGGAGUAAAAAGCCUUAAA
Poecilia latipinna (sailfin molly) is the source of this 2903-nucleotide messenger RNA. Its product is annotated as zinc-binding protein A33. Gene Ontology annotation, molecular function: protein binding. The transcript has 6 exons. Lineage: Eukaryota; Metazoa; Chordata; Actinopteri; Cyprinodontiformes; Poeciliidae. The record is from RefSeq and is a predicted model, not a curated record. Bases 352 to 1440 code for a protein of 362 amino acids.